GCCGAUAAUCGCUUUUGCAAUCAUUGUAGCAAUGCUUAGCUUCACCCUUCUCACUUCCCAUUUCAUACCAACAACACCUUCUCAACCGGAAUCUUCACCAAAUCUCAUCAACACUUCUUUUCGAUCGCACCUAAGGAAGCGUGGGUGAGUUGCUGUUGUUGUUUUGUUGGUCGGGACUUGGAAGCUUCUACUAGAUCCGUUGGAGUUGGAGGGUGGAUCAAAAGCUAGGGUUUCACUCGCUGUUGUGAUUUUACGUGUCCCGUCAGAGCCUUAACUUGUUCUUGUUUUUGGUAUUUGCGUAGGUUUUACGGGUUGCGAGUUAUGUGAGUUAUCAUGCUUCAUCUUCAAUCUUACCGACAUAUAGAUUGGGAGGGUGUUGCACUGUUCGGUGUGGUGGUUGAAAUAGUUUCAUACCUGAGAUGUUUGCAAGCUAGCUAAUAUAGCUGUCUCUCGUGCUUUCUUUCCUUUUGCUUAUGGCUAAAUAAAGAUAUUAACUUCUGAAAGGGCUGCUAGAGUGAUCGUUUAGGCUUUUUUGGCGUUGGAAUGAGCAGCUUAAGACCGGAAUUGCAUGUCGCACAACAACUUCGUCGCGAUAAAUUGAGGAUCCAAAACAGUUCCCAAAACUUGCAACAAGAUUUCCCCAACAACCUAGAACAAAUAUCGGGGUUCAACUUGGAUCUCCUUCAAGUAAGAAACGUUCGAAAUGGCAACAUGCUUGACGAUGCCGCAGCUCUUUAUUCAUCGGAAAUGAUAACCUUUUCAACCGCUUCAAACCCUUUAUCUGCUCCCAGAAACCCUUUGGAGUGUCAAGAGCUCAUGAUGGCUCAGUAUGGUUCAACUUCGUUCCCUCAUUCAUCCCCAAAAGACCAACAAUGCGAACCGCGAAACUUGGGUGCUAGUUGGAUGGUGAAUUAUAAUGAAGGCAACCACAACACAUUCUUCCCUUCCGAACUCAAUAACAACGCUUCUGGUGAAAUGGCCAACCGAGAAAUUCAGAAGCAGUUAGGGGAAAUGCAUUAUCCUCCGGCUGCAACGCCGCUUUACCAUAACGCUUUGCAGGACAUGGCUUAUGGCGUUUGGGGAGGGAAUAACGGUGAGCCUGUGAUUAAUCCUAGCUAUGGAACUCAAGGAAACAACGAGUUACGUUUUGGGGGUGCUAAUUUGUGGACAAAUAGUCCAUUUGGUUUUAAAAAGAUUAGCGAACAGGAACCAAAUCCUCAGACUCUAUCGUUGUCACUUUCAUCGAACUCAAACCACAAUUCCAAGCCUUGUUUUGAAGAGGGGUCAGCAUCAGAUGACCCUCAAUAUUCAAAGCCUGAGAAAUCCACCAUGAAGCUGAACGUUCUAGCAAACAACACUGUAUAUCGAAAUGUUGGUCCUCUUGGUCCUUUCACCGGUUAUGCAACGAUUUUGAAGAGUUCAAGGUUCUUGAAGCCGUGCCAACAGUUAUUAGACGAGUGGUGUUGUCAAUCUGGUUCAAAAUUUGUGAAGGGAGGGGUUUGUAAUGUUCCAGAGUGGGUCUCUAGAGAUGUCAGUGCUGCUUCUACUUCUGCUGCUGCUGAUGCUCUUAAUGUGGAAGAAAGUGUGGCUGCUGCAGAAGGUGGUAGCAAUUCGGGUGCUUCAUUGUAUAGUUCAAAUGAAAAUACUAAUAGCGCCGAUGGCGGAGCCGCGAGUAGCUUUUGUCUUUCUUCUCGGCCAGAGUGCCAAAAGAACAAGGCCAAACUACUGUACAUGCAAGAUGAGGUUACUAGGAGAUACAAGCAAUACCAUCAACAAAUGCAAAUGGUUGUUCAAUCCUUUGAGUCAGUAGCGGGUCUUAGUUCUGCUACCCCUUAUGUCUCCUUGGCUCUCAAGUCAGUAUCGAAACACUUCAGGUGCCUAAAAAAUGCAAUCUCAGAUCAACUGAAGCUUACAUGUGAAGUAUUGGGAGAUGAGUUUUCAAUACCAACCACAAGUACUAGUUGUAAGUUGGACAAUAAUAUGGCAAGGUUAAGGUGCAUGGACCAAAGCUUUCAAAAAAACAAAUCUGGCGGGGCUAACAUAAACUUUCUUGAGCCCCAACAACACGUAUGGAGGCCCCAGAGAGGGUUACCAGAACGAUCGGUGGCAAUUCUUAAAGCUUGGCUAUUUGAGCAUUUCCUUCAUCCGUACCCCACGGACACUGAUAAACACAUGUUGGCUACUCAAACAGGUCUAUCACGAAACCAGGUAUCAAAUUGGUUCAUAAAUGCUCGAGUCCGUGUGUGGAAGCCAAUGGUUGAGGAAAUACACAUGCUCGAAACAAAGGGCGCAACAGAAGCCCACCAAGCCUCAAGUAAAAAUGAUCAGGGAGCUUCUGCCUCUGAAGGUAGCAACCAUCACCAACCUGUGAGCAGGUUCAGCACACAUGCAUCAUCACAUGCAAUCCCUGAAAAGCAAUUUCAUUGUUUGGAAAUGGGGUCAUCCUCCUCUGCAGGCAAUGAGGAACACAUUGGAAUGGACGAAGAUCAAUGGAAUCAAGAGAAGAGGUCUAAACUUGAAUGCCAGCUUUCCACAGCACCAAACAUUGAUGGCACAAUGAUGGGUUUUAUGCCAUACAGAAGAGGUGGACUUGAGGUUGGUGGUCUUGGAUCAGUGUCACUGACUUUAGGGCUUAGGCACGGUGUUGAAGGUGUACAACAACAACAACAGCUACAGCAUGAGGAGGAGCUUAGGCGUCAAUUUGGAGGGCACAUGAUCCAUGACUUUGUGGGUUAGCUAUGUAGCUUCUUGUCAAGGAAAUUCUGAACCCUUUUGCAUGCUGCUGAGUCACGUCCCUUGAAUGUGGCAAAAAAAAGUUUUGUUUACAUUUAUGGCUCAGUCCUUCUGAAUUGAUAUAUUGGGUGGCUAACCUUCCAACAUUGGCAGAUAAGCAGUGGCCAAUGUGUUGUAACAUGCAAAGAUGGAGUGGGGCAGGACAGCUUUAAGGUUAAGUGUCUCCGUCCACAUUUCUGUAAUAUUCAACUUAAUGUGAUUUUGGGCACCUACAAAGAAAAAAGAACAGCAAUAUUUAUACUCAUAAAUACUACUCCUCUAUCUAUAACUAUAUUUAUACAUCUCCAAUCAUAGGCAUGUUAAAAUGGUGAACUGAACUUGUAUUCAAUCCAUAAAAAAUGG
Cajanus cajan (pigeon pea) is the source of this 3135-nucleotide messenger RNA. RefSeq lists its product as uncharacterized. The record is from RefSeq and is a predicted model, not a curated record. Gene Ontology annotation, molecular function: DNA binding. Lineage: Eukaryota; Viridiplantae; Streptophyta; Magnoliopsida; Fabales; Fabaceae. Gene Ontology annotation, biological process: regulation of DNA-templated transcription.